This is a messenger RNA of Medioppia subpectinata, 348 nucleotides long. Lineage: Eukaryota; Metazoa; Arthropoda; Arachnida; Sarcoptiformes; Oppiidae. The record is from the annotation of a GenBank genome assembly.
AUGACUGUUUCAAGCAAUACAAAACCACUACAGAUCAUAACGGGUUUCCACGAGAUUUCGUCGUCUAUUUUGAGUCCGGGCUCUAACGACGACCGGCAAAGACCCCAAAACCAUUCGGGCCUCAGCUUCUUGUCCACACAACUGAACUUCCAGCCCAUGUGGCCAUUACAUCGCGCGCACCGGCAUAUAGUCCACGCGUACCUGUCAUCACAUGUCAUACUCGUUAUAAAUGUAUUCUUCAAAUGUCAGCAAAACAAGAGUCAAUACCCGGGAAACCACGAGAAUUCGGCUGAUGACCGACCAAUGAGCACAAUAUUCAUAGUCUUUGAGACUGUCAUCAAUUCGUGA